This is a messenger RNA of Ambispora gerdemannii, 759 nucleotides long. Lineage: Eukaryota; Fungi; Glomeromycota; Glomeromycetes; Archaeosporales; Ambisporaceae. The record is from the annotation of a GenBank genome assembly.
AUGAAAUUACUCAAUACUCUUUUGCUAGUCGCUGGUUCGACGGUACUUUUUACCACAAAUCCCUCAUCUGCUUGUGAAAAAACUUGUCGUGUUGGCAUUAGCACGACAUUUGCCGAAAAAUAUGGAAAUGUGACUCACCCAAUUUGGGUUUCAUUAUACCAAAACCUAGAAGACACCGCCCUAGAUAACGUAGUGUUUCCAAGUAAAAAAGAUAGUGUUACCCAAAAACUCAGAAAACAAAUUCUUCUUACUCUUAAUAAUAAAGCUAAAAAGCUUGAAACCAAUUUCAACAAAAGAUUGCCCAAUAUCGUAGAACAUGCUAUUUUCGUGCAAAAACCUCAAUUUCGUGGAGACUGUAAUCAUCCAUUUCGCGUUAAACAACCGAAACCACCAGCGAUUUGGAAAAUGAGUGAUUGCCGAAAAAUGAAUUACAUUUGCGGAAAUCCACCAUCCAUUUGUCAUUUCUUGGAUAUGAUUAAAAAGCGAAACGUGAAAGCCAUAAAAUCUGUCCUUUCGAAAGAAGCAACGACUAAAGAAAAUUUCUUGGCCACUCUCUCAAAUGCUGUCAAUCAAACAUUGCACAAUAACAGCGAAAUCAUUAAAAAAUCCGAAAUUCCUGAUAUUGUUGCGGCUGUGAAAGUUAACAUAGUCAAAUCUUUAACUUUGUUUGCGGGUCAUUAUAAUUCGGAAUUUUGUAAAGGAAAUUCGUGUGAUCGAUUUGAUUUGGAAAUCAAGAAACAGCUUUUGACUUAUCCUUAG